Molecule: messenger RNA, 690 nt
Organism: Cercospora beticola
Lineage: Eukaryota; Fungi; Ascomycota; Dothideomycetes; Mycosphaerellales; Mycosphaerellaceae
Source: RefSeq, a predicted model, not a curated record
AUGACAGAAGAACACCGCGGUCUCGACCUCACCUACCUCGAACACGCCAUUCGCACACGAAGGAUGGACGUCAUACGACACGCUGCAGACUCUACGCGUAAUACUGGAACGCUAGCAGCCAGAUCUGCUCCAGCUUGCUACGAAUUACAAAAUCACGAAAUCGUCAUCUCACGCGCGACGCUCAUUGCGGUCGUCGUACUCUGUUCGAUUCUCACAAUUUCCAGCAUCGUGCUCUUCUCGGUGCUGCUUUGUCGAAAAUGGCGUCGAAGCCGAGAAAGUCGGAAUGCCGAAGUCUGGGGUCGACAGUCUUUUUAUCGUCAUCAGGACAAUAGACGCGUGUCUCUGGCGAGGAAGGAUGUGGAUGAUGAGUUCAGUCGGCAAUACCGUGGAGUGUUGGGGACUGUGGUUGAGACCCAGGAGCUAGGUGCUGAAUCCGUGGCGAUAGAACGGGGAACGAGGGUAGAGGCUUGGGACGAUGAGAAGGAGAAAUUGAGACCCAAGUUUGUCGAUGUGGAGCUUGAUCUGGAGAGCGGAUAUGAUGAGGGCGUGACGAGAAAGUUUGAGGUCGUGGCUGGGAAGGUGAGACCCAAGGGGUCGGACGGUGGUGCUCGGGCAUCGACAAUGAGCAGAGUCAGUCUGUUCUGGUCUGAAGCGGUUGGUGUUUGGAUGCCGAAGAGAUUGGACAAGUGA